Messenger RNA from Pelobates cultripes (western spadefoot toad), 8577 nucleotides. NCBI's taxonomy places the organism in Eukaryota, Metazoa, Chordata, Amphibia, Anura, Pelobatidae. The record is from the annotation of a GenBank genome assembly.
AUGUCUGAAGGAACCUUGCAGGGUCGAGAUGAUGGAGAAUUCGAUCUUGACCUCUUCUUCUUUGGUAUGUUGGACAUUUUCUGUGUUCACUGACCCCUUUUCAAUGCCCUGGCUGAGGGAAGGCCCAAGAUUUGACGUAUCACGCGCUAGUCUUGUGUAGUCUAAUAACCCAGCUAUAUUGUUACUAUAUCACAUCGGCUGUAUUCUAACCCUAGAAUGAUGGAAUCAUGGAAGGAUCUUGAGAUGGUGAAUAUGAGCUUACUUUUGCACACAGCCUGGGAAUUGAUACUGUUUUCUCUUGUGAAUUCUGAAUAUAAUAAAUGCUCUUUGGCUGUUUAUAUGACUAUCUAGGGUAGAUAUUGGUUGAAUUGCUCUGUGGAUAAUGUUUCCAGUGCUUAUGUCUUCAAUAAUGUCACUUCUGGCUUUUAUGUCCAGCCUGCGGAGGUGCAGAAGACGUGGGGAAAGUUCACAAAUGACGCCAUGGUGCAGGAGAUGCGGGAAAGGUUCAAAACUGACGCCAUAGUGCAGGAGAUGUGGGGAAGGGUCAGAAAUGACACAGUGGUGCAGGAGAUAUUGAGGAAGGCUCAGAAAUAACACCAUAGUCAAACUGGGAGUCACCAUUAGUAUCACACCUAUAUGAGCAUAAACAGUGAGGGGAAAAAGUAUUUGAUUAGUUUGUCCACUGACAAAGAAAGGGUCAGUCUAUAAUUUUAAUGGUAGGUGUAUUUUAACAGUAUAUACAUACAAUAUGAGGUGGAGUAUCUUCUUGUUUAAAAUAGAUAUUAAAAUAACCUAGAGAUUAAACAAAAAAGGACACAUAAUAGUGCAAUAUUGUCUAAAUCUCCUAUAAAUUACAGGGAAGUAUGUGGGAAUAAACUCACAAAGCAGGAGCCUGUAGAGUAAGGCUCAACCUUCCAGCGUUGUGGGAUUUAGGUUCCCACUCCCUUCUUUAUACUGCUAGGAGGUGAUGAAUAAUGGGAUGUCCUCUCACAGGUAGGUAUAAAUGGUGAAAAGUGCUUUAUUAAUAAAGUGCACAAGUAAAAUAUAAAAACAAAACCUUACAGUUGAAGGUAAUCUUGUAGAGAUAGUCUCUGGUAGCAAAACGCGUUUCACCUCAUGUAGAGGCUUCCUCAGUUGCUGUAGAUACUUGCUGUGAAUGUUCUUUAUUUGUAGUUUAAAUUUCGCGCCCUUUUUCUGGCUUAAUUGUUCGAUCGCGGUAUUUUCACUUCCGCGUUCCACAAGUGGAACGCAUUGGUUCAGUAACUUCCGGUUUCGGCAUUUGCGUUCCAACAGUGGAACGCAUGCGUUUCAAUUCCUGUUUUCAUGUAUAGGGAUGUGUCUCUGCGUUCCACUGUGUUUAAUUCUUUAAUGGCGAACAAUUAAGCCAGAAAAAGGGCGCGAAAUUUAAACUACAAAUAAAGAACAUUCACAGCAAGUAUCUACAGCAACUGAGGAAGCCUCUACAUGAGGUGAAACGCGUUUUGCUACCAGAGACUAUCUCUACAAGAUUACCUUCAACUGUAAGGUUUUGUUUUUAUAUUUUACUUGUGCACUUUAUUAAUAAAGCACUUUUCACCAUUUAUACCUACCUGUGAGAGGACAUCCCAUUAUUCAUCACCUCCUAGCAGUAUAAAGAAGGGAGUGGGAACCUAAAUCCCACAACGCUGGAAGGUUGAGCCUUACUCUACAGGCUCCUGCUUUGUGAGUUUAUUCCCACAUACUUCCCUGUAAUUUAUAGGAGAUUUAGACAAUAUUGCACUAUUAUGUGUCCUUUUUUGUUUUAUCUCUAGGUUAUUUUAAUAUCUAUUUUAAACAAGAAGAUACUCCACCUCACAUUGUAUGUACAUUCUGUUUGUUGUGAGGGCGAAGGGUACUCACUAAGGUGUAUGAAAAUCUCUUGGUUUAUUUCAGUACAUGUGUGUCCCACUGGCAAUACUGUAUUUCUCUGUGUUUCUGUAUUUUAACAGUAAGAGACAGAAUAACAAAAAAAAUCCAGAAAAAUGCAUGUCGAAAAAAUUAUUAUAAAAUUGAUUUCCAUAUCAAUAAGUGAAAUAAGUAUUUGACCCCUUCGACUUAGUACUUGGUGGCAAAACCCUUGUUGGCAAUCACAGAGGUCAGACGUUUCUUGUAGUUGGUCACCAGGUUUGCACACAUCUCAGGAGGGAUUUUGUCCCACUCCUCUUUGCAGAUCCUCUCCAAGCCAUUAAGGUUUUGAGGCUGACGUUUGGCAACUUGAACCUUCAGCUCCCUCCACUGAUUUUCUAUGGAAUUAAGGUCUGGAGACUAGCUAGGCCACUGCAGGACCUUAAUGUGCUUCUUCUUGAGCCACUCUUUUGUUGCCUUGGCUGUGUGUUUUGGGUCAUUUUCAUGCUGUAAUACCCAUCCAUGACCCAUUUUCAAUGCCCUGGCUUAGGGAAGGCCCAAGAUUUGACGUACAUUGCCCCAUCCAUUGUUCCUUUGAUGUGGUGCAGUUGUCCUGUCCCCUUAGCAGAAAACCACCACCAAAGCAUAAUGUUUACACCUCCAUGUGUGAUGGUGGGGAUGGUGUUCUUGAGGUCAUAGGCAGCAUUCCUCCUCCUUCAAACAUGGCAAGUUGGGUUGAUGCCAGAGAGCUCGAUUUUGAUCUCAUCUGACCACAACACUUUCACCCAGUUCUCUGAAUCAUUCAGGUGUUCAUUGGCAAAUUUCAUACCGGCCUGUAUAUGUGCUUUUUUGAGCAGGGGGACCUUGUGGGUGCUGCAGGAUUUCAGUCCUUCAUGCCGUAGUGUGUUGCCAAUUGUUUGCUUGGUGACUAUGGUCCCAGCUGCCUUGAGAUGAUUAACAAGAUCCUCCCGUGUAGUUCUGGGCUGAUUCCUCACCAGUCUCAUGAUCAUUGAAACUCCACGAGGUGAGAUCUUGCAUGGAGCACCAGACCGAGGGAGACUGACAGUUAUUUUGUGUUUCUUCCAUUUGCGAAUAAUCACACCAACUGUUAUCCCCUUCUCAUCAAGCUGCUUGGCGAUGGUCUUGUAGCCCAUUCCAGCCUUGUGUAGUUCUACAAUCUUGUCCCUGACAUCCUUGGACAGCUCUUGACCAUGGUGGAGAGUUUGAAAUCUCAUUGAUUGCUUCUGUGUCCUUGAUACAGGUAACAAGCUGAGAUUAGGAGCACUCCCUUUAACCCCUUAACGCCGUUACGGCGUUCUAUGCCGUCCCGCAUUAAAAGGGCUUUAAAGCCGUUGCGGCGACAUAGAACGCCGUAACGGCUUGCAGCCCCUGGAGGUCCGGUGGACUUGCCUCCGCCUGGCAGCCCUCCCCCGGCAAAUGAGGCCCCCAGGGGCCAUGUGAUCGCUCUCAAAGAACGAUCACAUGGCCCCCUAUAGCUGGCUGUGGAUCUGCCAGCAGGGGGACUGUCUGAAAUGUCAGACAGUCCCCCUGCUGGUGGGAAAGUAAAAAAAAAAGAAUUAAACAUGUAAAAUUAAAAUAUAAAUGUAUUUUUAUAUAUACAUAAUAUAUGUAUAUCUAAUAUAAAUAUAUAUAUAUGUGUGUGUGUGUAUAUAUAUAUAUAUAUAUAUAUAUAUAUAUAUAUAUAUAUAUAUAUAUAUAUAUAUAUAUAUAACGUCAUACAAAGUGUAUUUUAAUAUUAGUACAUAUAUUAGUUUUCAAAAAUACUAGUUUUAAAACACUAAUAUUUGUGUUUAGUGAAGUCUCCCGAGAAUAACAGUACCCCCCAUGUACAGGUUUUAUGGUGUUUUGGAAAGUUAGAGAGUCACAUGUAAGACUUGCAUUUCAUUUUUUUGACAUUUAAAUUUGCCAGAUUGGUUAUGUUGCCUUUGAGAGCGUAUGGUAGCCCAGGAAUUAGAAUUACCCCCAUGAGGGCAUAUUAUUUGCAAAAGUAGACAACCCAAGGUAUUGCAAGUGGGGUAUGUCCAAUCUUUCUUAGUAGCCACUUAGUCACAAACACUGGCCAAAUAUUAGUUUUUUGCUUUUUUCACACAAAAACAAAUAUGAACGCUAACGUUGGCCAGUGUUUGUGACUAAGUGGCUACUAAAAAGACUAAACAUACCUCACUUUCAAUACCUUGGGUUGUCUACUUUUUCAAAUGGUAUGCCAUUAUGGGGGUAAUUCUCAUUCCUGGGCUACCAUACCAUCUCAAAGGUAACAUUACUAAUCUGGCAAAUUUCAAUUUGAAAAUGGAACAUUCUAUAUUUGACCCUGUAACUUUCCAAAACACCAUAAAACCUGUUAAUGAGGGGUACUGUUGUACUCGUGAGACAUCGCUGAUUACAAAUAUGUGCAAUUUUUUGCAGUAAAACCUAACAGUAUUAUGACAUUCACAGCUAAAAUGUCAGACGGAAAUACAAAUUAAAAAAAAUCAUAUUAUAUUUUUACAUUUUUUUUAAAUUUUAUUCAUAAUAAAUUAUGUUCCAUAUAUGAAUAGUUAAUGAUAAAUUAAAGCCCUGUUUCUCCUGAAUAAAAUGAUAUAUAAUAAGUGUGGGUGCAUUUAAUAUGAAAGAUGUGAAUUACGGUUGGACAGACAUAUAGCGCAAAUUCCACUUUUUGUUUUGAUCAGAACGUGCACUAUUGACUCCGUCCUGAAGGGGUUAAGAGACUGCUCCUAAUCUCAGCUCGUUACCUGUAUAAAAGACACCUGGCAGCCAGAAAUAUUGCUGAUUGAUAGGGGAUCAAAUACUUAUUUCACUCAUUGACAUGCAAAUCAAUUUAUAACUUUUUUGACAUGCGUUUUUCUGGAUUUUUUCUUUUUUCUUUUUUUUUAUUCAGUCUCUCACAGUAAAAAUACACCUACCAUUACAAUUAUAGACUGAUCAUUUCUUUGUCAGUGGACAAACUUUCAAAAUCAGCAGGGGAUGAAAUACUUUUUUCCUUCACUGUAAAUAUAUACAAAUGAAAACCACUCCGACCACAGUUUUAGAUAUAGCCCCAAUGACAAAAAGUCUUAUUAAAUGCAUGCAUGUUUUCAUUGGGCGCAUAUUAAGGGGUCGGCCCUGUGUAUAGUGACCUGCUGGAUAGUUAAGGGGUCGGCCCUGUGUGUAGUGACCUGCUGGAUGGUUAAGGGGUCGGCCCUGUGUGUAGUGACCUGCUGGAUAGUUAAGGGGUCGGCCCUGUGUGUAGUGACCUGCUGGAUAGUUAAGGGGUCGGCCCUGUGUGUAGUGACCUAUGAUGGGUUAAGGAGCCAGCCCUGUGUAUAGUGGAUGGUUAAGGGAUCGGCCCUGUGUAUAGUGACCUGCUGAAUAGUUAAGGGGUCGGCCCUGUGUGUAGUGACCUGCUGAUGGGUUAAGGGGUCGGCCCUGUGUAUAGUGACCUGCUGAUGGGUUAAGGGGUCGUCCCUGUGUAUAGUGACCUGCUGAUGGGUUAAGGGGUCGGCCCUGUGUGUAGUGACCUGCUGGAUGGUUAAGGGGUCGGCCCUGUGUAUAGUGACCUGCUGGAUGGUUAAGGGAUCCGCCCUGUGUAUAGUGACCUGCUGGCUGGUUAAGGAGCCAGCCCUGUGUAUAGUGGAUGGUUAAGGGAUCGGCCCUGUGUAUAGUGACCUGCUGAAUAGUUAAGGGGUCGGCCCUGUGUGUAGUGACCUGCUGAUGGGUUAAGGGGUCGGCCCUGUGUAUAGUGACCUACUGAAUAGUUAAGGGGUCGGCCCUGUGUGUAGUGACCUGCUGGACAGUUAAGGGGUCGGCCCUGUGUGUAGUGACCUGCUGGAUGGUUAAGGGCCUUUUGUAUAGUGACCUGCUGGAUGGUUAAGGGCCUUUUGUAUAGUGACCUAAUGAAUAGUUAAGGGGUCGGUCCUGUGUAUAGUGACCUGCUGGAUGGUUAAGGGGUCGGCCCUGUGUAUAGUGACCUGCUGGAUGGUUAAGGGGUCGGCCCUGUGUAUUGUGACCUAUUGAUGGGUUAAGGAGCUGGCACUGUGUAUAGUGAACUGCUGGAUGGUUAAGGGCUCUUUGUAUAGUGACCUACUGAAUAGUUAAUGGGUCGGUCCUGUGUAAAGAGAAGUAACAUUAGUAAUGAAUGUUAAAUUAUAAGUUUGUAAAAUACUUUGAUGGUGUGUCUUUGUGUUUAAAAUUCAGAGCCUCCUGCAGCCCAUUCUGACAUUGUGUCCAUGCUUGACCGUGGAGCAGAUACGUGUUCUGGGGCGCUGCAACUCUCUACAAGGGGUGGAGCGGGAGUGAAUGUUCUCUCUGGUAAGUAAAAGUUGAAAUGUUGCUUUGGCUGUAAAUUGUGUAGUCCAUUGACUUGUCAGUAAUCACAGCGCUAUUUCAUUGAUCUUGUCACACCUUACUCACUCCAGCCUCUUGCAAUUGACAAAUCAAUUCUCUAUGAUUUCCAUUUAGUAUGCAUUGAGGACUCACAUGCCAUUAUCCUCUCCAGUGCCAGCUUUUAAAAAUCAGUCUAGAUUUAAAAUCUUCGGGCGCUUUUGAAGCUAUGAUUCGUACCAUCUUCUUCUCUCCUACACAGAUGGAAACUCCAUGAAUAACAGCCAGAAUGGGCUUUCAUCCCCACAUUUCAUACCCCAGGAGAUGCAGCUGCCAGAUAAUGAUCUUUCUUCAUGCUAUCCCAGAGACUCCAGCUGGGGGAUGUGUAGCGCUAGUACCCUGCAGAUUACUCUGUCCAGGACCUCCCCAGAUAAGGGCAUCCAAUCUGACCGGAGUCCCAGUGACAUCUCCAGCAUCAUUGCCCAUCUCCGAAGCCUUGCUGGUGAGACAGCAGACACUUCUACCAGGCCUGAUGAAGAUAGCAUGAAUAAGACUGACUCCUAUGCUGACAGAGUUAUAGAGGCCCCAGUUAAAACUCAUAAUGAAAGUUUUGCCAACGGUAACUCAGACUCUACAAACAGUCCUUCUAAUUGCCUUGAGAAGCACCUUGACUUUCAAGAAAUCUUGGGAAAUGAGACUAUUGGCGGAGAAUAUCCAUUUAUCAACGUGGAGUCUAUCAUCAAAGGGAAGCCUUCCACAAAGAUCUACAUCUGUUCGUACUGUGGAAAGAACUGCCCAUGUCGAUCUGCUUUUAUCAGGCACCAGAGAAUCCACACAGGAGAGAAACCUUAUCACUGUACUGAGUGUGGCAAAAGCUUCAUCCAGAGCUCAGAUUAUAACAAUCAUAUGCGAUCACACACUGGUGAGAAACCAUACUCCUGUGCCGAGUGUGGCAAAAGCUUCAGCCGCAGCACAUACCUUGUCACUCACUCUAGAACUCACACCAAAGAGAAACCCUAUCUAUGUACUGUUUGCGGAAAAAGCUUCAUCCAACACUCACACUUGUCAUUACACCUUCGGAUCCACAGUGGGGAAAAGCCCUACAUCUGCAUAGAAUGUGGCAACUGCUUCAGUCGAAGCUCAACUCUUGUAAAACAUAAAAAAUCCCACAGGAGAAAAACACUUCACAUGUACAAGAAAAAGAAUGAGGAACAUGACCAUGGCCUGUUUGCAUACAACAGUACACAAUCUUGGGAGGCCCUCAUAGAUGGAAAAGAAGAAAGCUUGUCGAAUUCACAACAAACAGAGGUGAAAUUGGAAAAUGAGGAAACACCAGAUCAUUUGCAGCAAACAGAGAGCUGUAAAAAAAGUUACAAAGAUGAAAAGAAAAUCUCAUGCAAAAUCAUGCGGACCAGUCUAGGCAAAUUUCUUGUUUAUGACAAGGGCUCACGAGAAAAUAUAAGACCCAUUUCCCACCAUAGGAAGUUUCAGCGGAAGAAGAACUCCCUAGAUGGUGAAACCAAUAAGAGUUCGUGCAACAGGGAUACUCAAACGUCCAACCACUUGACAGAGACAAGAGUAGUGAAAGUGGAAGAUAGUCCCAAAAAUCAUUAUGAAAACUCCUGUACUUUGUCAGGAACCACAGACAACACAAAGAUUCAAAACAUUAACUCCGAAUAUGAGUUUAGGAGAGACAAAUCAUGUACAGAACCUACAAAAAGCGCAGCUGCCACACUCCCCACAAGAGAGGAGGCAGAUCCACCACAUUUAGACUUACAAAAUUGUUACAAGAUGAAUGACACAACUUACGAAAGUGUGUGUCCCAUUUCUCCGGAAACCAGCAGCUUCCUUGGUGGCAAAAUUCAAAAGUCUGCCUAUGUCUGCAGUUACUGUGGCAAAGGCUGUCCAUGCAAAUCUGCUUUUCUGCGGCACCAGAGAAUUCACACGGGAGAGAAGCCUUAUUCCUGCUCUGAAUGUGGGAAACGUUUCAUUCAGAGCUCCGAUUAUAACAAUCACCUGCGUUCGCACACUGGAGAGAAACCAUACACUUGCGUGGAAUGUGGGAAAGGUUUCAGUCGAAGCACCUACUUAAUGACUCAUUCUAGGAUUCACACCAAGGAAAAACCCUACACAUGUGUGCACUGUGGAAAAAGCUUUGUCCAGCACUCACACCUCACCAUACACUCUCGAAUCCACAGUGGAGAAAAGCCUUACACCUGUUCUGAGUGUGGGAAACCUUUCAGCCGUAGUUCAACCCUCACGAAGCACCAGAAAUCCCACAACAAGAAGAAUGUUAAUUCAAUGGUUGCUUCCAAUUCUGCUGCGUCACCACUGAACUUGCCAAAGCUUCCUUCUGUUACAGAGAAAACAGUCAACGAGCCCACUACAAAGAUUUAG